This is a messenger RNA of Gekko japonicus, 552 nucleotides long. It is a transcript of the gene FAM163B, whose product is annotated as family with sequence similarity 163 member B. The record is from RefSeq and is a predicted model, not a curated record. The transcript is spliced from 2 exons. NCBI's taxonomy places the organism in Eukaryota, Metazoa, Chordata, Lepidosauria, Squamata, Gekkonidae. Bases 1 to 480 code for a protein of 159 amino acids.
AUGACAGCCGGAACUGUGGUCAUCACAGGCGGAAUAUUAGCGACUGUCAUCUUACUUUGCAUCAUAGCCGUGCUCUGCUACUGUAGGCUUCAGUAUUAUUGCUGCAAGAAGGAUGAAUCAGAAGAAGAGGCAGACGAGCCAGACUUUGCUGUGGACUCCCACAUCCCUCCUCUCCACUGCAACCGCAACGUGGCACUGACCAACGGCCCGUCUUUGUAUCAUUCUUCCCCCUACAAGAAGCCUUCCCAGUGCCGGACGGUCUGUCCCAACUGCUCCCAUUUUGAGCCUCCCACAUUCUUCCUGCAAGAGCCGGAAGAGGAAGUCCGAAAUGGAGGCGACCGCAUCAACUACAAGGCCAUCAGCCAGGAAGACCUGGAGCUGCCUGUCAGUGUGAGCGGCCUCCAGGCCCUGAACCCCAACCGCCUGACGGCCAUGCGCGAAGCCUUCUCCCGCAGCCGGAGCAUCAGCACUGACGUCUGACACACGGGGCACGGCUCCCGCGGGCACCCAGAGGGCGGUGGAUGGUUUCCUACCUUCUUGCGGCUUUUAGAA